This is a messenger RNA of Closterium sp. Yama58-4, 1205 nucleotides long. The record is from the annotation of a GenBank genome assembly. Lineage: Eukaryota; Viridiplantae; Streptophyta; Zygnematophyceae; Desmidiales; Closteriaceae.
ACAGUGUGUACGCCGUGGCAUGCAGCCCUCUCCCGGGCGGCAGAGUGGCGUCGGGCGGCGGGGACGAUGUGGCGUACCUGUGGACCAUCGGGCAGGCGGACGACCCCAUUAAGCUCCAAGGGCACAGGGACAGCGUGGCGGCAGUGGAGUUCAGUGGGGACGGGCGGUGGGUGGCAACAGCAGGAAUGGACGGAGUGGUCAUGCUGUGGGACGCUGCCACGGGGGAGAGGCGCCACCGCCUGGAGGGGCCAGGGGAGAGCAUCGAGGUGCGCAUGGCACGGCCGGGUCUUCUCCCGUGCCCCGCCUUCCUCUCCAGUGCUCUCCCCACUGUUGUGUGGUUGUUGGGAGCUCUGGUUGCUGUGCCUGGUGUGGCAGACGCAGCUCACUCCCCUUCCUCUCUGCUCUGGCCCCGCCCCAUGCCCAUGUCCACCACUGCUUUCUUACGCCAUCUCUCGCCCCCUGCCAUCGCUACCUCUCCUGUUCCAACGCAGUUCCUGACGUGGCAUCCACGUGGCGCAGUGGUAUUGGCGGGGUCGGAGGACCUGACAGCGUGGAUGUGGAAUGCGGAGACGGGGGCGUGCAUGGCCGUCUUCACGGGGCACAGCGCUGGGGUCACCUGUGGGGCCUUCUCCCCCGAUGGCCGGGCGGUGUGGACGGGGUCAACGGACGGGUCGGUGCGCUGCUGGGACCCGCGCUCUGCCGCCACCACCGCCACCCUCACAGGCCCGUUGUUCCACAGCGAUGCCAUCACAUGCCUGGCUAUGGCGCCUCAGGGCGCAGUGGGCGCUGCUGGCUCCGCCGACCACACUGCUGCCCUCUUUGGCCUGCACCAGCCCAAGGUGUUGGGCAAGCUGGAGGGGCACACGGACUCGGUGGAGGCGGUUGUCUUCAACCCCCAGGGGCCAACAGUGGCGACGGCAUCACUGGACGGGUCGGUGCGCAUAUUUGACAUCAACUCACUGCAGCUGCGCUCCACCUGCACUCACCAGGACGGGGUGGUGCAGAUGGUGUGGGCGCCGGCAGCACCGGUUCUGGUGACGGCGACAGUGGAUGGAGCAGUGCAUGUGUGGGAUGCGCGCACGGGGGCCAUUCAGAAGACCCUGCGAGGGAACCGCGAUGCCGUGCUCUCCCUUGCCCUCACCCCGGACGGGGCCUUCGCUGUGACGGGGUCGGACGACCACACGGCCCGUGUCUUUGAGCUUUAA